Molecule: messenger RNA, 105 nt
Organism: Aphanomyces invadans
Lineage: Eukaryota; Oomycota; Saprolegniomycetes; Saprolegniales; Verrucalvaceae
Exons: 2
Coding region: 1-105 (34 amino acids)
Source: RefSeq, a predicted model, not a curated record
AUGAAGCCGGCGCCGUAUCUGAAGCACAUGGCGAAGCUGGAUUUUUGGCGUCUAGUUGUCUUCUCGGACGAAAAGAAGUUCGACUUGGACGGCCCGAAUGGAUAA